AUGACGACCUUGCACUGCCUGGGCGCCGGUGCCGGCACCACCUCCAUCUACGAGGGCGAGCCGAGCAGCUCUUGGGCACUGCGACGCGGGAAUGCCUUCUUUCUGGCUGACCUGGGUGCCGGUGUAUGUCGGUCUGCCUUGAGGCAAUUAGGAGAGAUACCAUCGACGAUUUUCAUUAGCCACAACCACAGUGACCAUGCCGCUGAGUUGCCGAUUGUCCUGGCAGUUGAAGGUCUUCAGAAGAAGCGCGGUAUGCGGGUCAUUGCUGCGCCUGAGGUGAUGGAAAGGCUUCAGAAGCACCGCAUGCAUGAGCUGCUUAGCACGGGCUGUGAGCUUGGAAGCUUCGCCUCUUGGCAGAGCGCUCCAGAAGGUGAAGCUGUGAACGUGGAGACGGAGGCAGGCCGGAUGAAGAUCACGACGCGGAGAUCGCUGCACAGCGAGUGCUGCUUCGGAGCCUGCAUCCAGAUGGGCGAUCUGCGCAUUGGCUGGACGGCUGACAGCGGCUUCAGCCAGUCUUUGCUGGAUGCCCUUAGCAGAUCGCAUCUGCUGAUCGUGGACGCGCGCAAGGUUGGAGGGCCCGAGCAUGCCAGCUUUCAGGACAUUGUCGAGUACGUGUCCUCCAGGGAAGACGUGGCAUUUCUGGGAGUCAACCCGCAGCAGGGGGUCUGCCAGGUCGCAGUGCUGGGCUACGGCAGCCAGGCACAGGUGCCCCAAGACGAGCUGCCACCAAGUGCAGUGCUGAAGCCGGGGGAUGUGAUUGCAUUCUGUGAAGACACGUUGAUGCCCUGCCGGGUGACACGCCGGCCAGACUUCUUUACGCGGUUGUGUACAUGGUGUAGCUGA
Effrenium voratum is the source of this 843-nucleotide messenger RNA. Lineage: Eukaryota; Dinophyceae; Suessiales; Symbiodiniaceae. The record is from the annotation of a GenBank genome assembly.